This is a messenger RNA of Apus apus (common swift), 2320 nucleotides long. RefSeq names its product interferon regulatory factor 4-like. Gene Ontology annotation, molecular function: RNA polymerase II cis-regulatory region sequence-specific DNA binding; DNA-binding transcription factor activity, RNA polymerase II-specific; protein binding. The record is from RefSeq and is a predicted model, not a curated record. NCBI's taxonomy places the organism in Eukaryota, Metazoa, Chordata, Aves, Apodiformes, Apodidae. Gene Ontology annotation, biological process: immune system process; regulation of transcription by RNA polymerase II. Gene Ontology annotation, cellular component: nucleus. The coding region runs from base 753 to 2018 and encodes 421 amino acids. The transcript has 8 exons.
GUGGGCAGGCUUUGCUCUGGGUGAAGAGGCCAAGGGCAGACCAGUAAGGAGCACGAGCCCCUGCCAGUGUGGCUGCCUCCUCCACCCCUGUAGGGCUCCAUGUGCCCUCUGUGCCAUGUGGCUGUGCCCCUGUUCCUGUGCCCUGCGGGGAAGCCCAGGGCUGGGCUCUGUGCUGCUGAUUAUUCAUUUUGAGGCAUUGCAGCCCCAGCAUCUCCCUGGCUCUCUUCUCUCCUCCCCACAAGAGGUGAGUUGCUCUGAGUCAGAGCUGGAAAGGAAACCCAGUGGGCUGAGAAAGGAGAGCCAGGGGGUGACGAAAUGGGUGAGGAGCCAGGCGAGGAGCUGGGUUUCCCGCUCUGCAGCAGUGAUGGAGGAGCUGUCACCAGUGUCACAUCAGGGGGGUGCAGAGGCAUCCCCUGUGCUUCCUAGUGCCUUGUCCCCUGUCCCAUGGGCUGUCCUGUUCACUCCUCCAGCUGCUGUCCCUUUCCCCUGUCCAAUAGGCUGCCCUGUCCCUUCUCCUGUGAGUGCGAGGUCCCUGACCCCUCUCCCAUGGGUGCCCCUGUCCCGUCUCCUGCUGAUUGCCCGCCCCCCUCUCUCGUGGGUGGCCCUGUCCCCUCUCCAGUGACUGCCUCGUGUCCUAUUCCCACCCCCCCCACCGGGCUGCCAGCGCGUGGGGCGGGAAAGAGAAAGUGAAAGUCGGGGCCCCAGUUUCGCUUUCGCCGCCCGGGCACGUUCCCGCGGGACGCGGGGUCGCGAUGGCGGAGCCAGGGGGUCCCAUGCGGCUCAAGGAGUGGCUGAUCGCCCAGAUCGACAGCGGCCGGUACCCGGGGCUGCGCUGGGAGAACCGGCACCGGACGCUCUUCCGCAUCCCCUGGAAACACGCGGCCAAGCAGGAUUACCGGCAGCAGCAGGACGCCGCGCUCUUCAAGGCUUGGGCCGUGUACAAGGGGAAGUACCAGGAGGGGACAGACAAGGCGGACCCCUCCACCUGGAAGACGCGUCUCCGCUGCGCCCUCAACAAGAGCACCGACUUCCAGGAGGUGCCCGAGAGGAGCCAACUGGACAUCUCCGAGCCCUACAAGGUGUACCAGAUCCUGUCCGACGGCGCCCGGGACGCGGAGAAGGAUGGUGACACGGGGCCCUCAGCCGGUGAGAAUCAGCAGGGCAGCGCCGCGGGGAGUCCGGUGGAGCAGAGCCUGAAGGGCACCACGGAGACGUGCCACGGGUCUCCACUGCCCCUGCCCUCUGCCCACCCGGCUGAGCGAGGGUACCACGUGAGGGGGGUCUUCUAUGGCUGGAACCCAACCCAUGGCCACCUCCUCCCCGGACCCCUGUCCUACCUCCCCGUGGAGGACGUCAAUCACUCAGACUGCUGGCUCCACGUCCGCCUCUACUACUGCGACGUGCUGGUGAAGGAGGUGACCACCCGCACGGCCGAGGGCUGCCGCAUCGCCUCCCGCGCCGUGCCCGACAGCCAGAGCCUCUACGGCCCCUCCUGCAUGGAGCAGAUCGAGUUUCCCCCGCCGCGGGCGCUGGGCGGUGCUGGCCGGGUGGCCGGCAUGACCGACGUGCUGGAGCGGCUCCUGCCCCACCUGGAGCGCGGGGUCCUGCUCUGGGUGGCGCCCGAGGGGGUCUUCAUGAAGCGCCAGUGCCAGGGCAGGGUGUACUGGAACGGGCCACUGGCCCCGCACAGGGACUGGCCCAACAAGCUGGAGAGGGAGAAGACCUACAAGCUGUUGGACACUCAGCAGUUCCUGCAGCAGCUGCGGGGAUACCUGAGCCAGGGGCAGCCCACACCACAGUACCAGAUCCACCUCUGCUUCGGGGAGGAGUACCCCACCAGCAGCAGGCACCACUUCCAGAAGCUCAUCAUGGCCCACGUGGAGCCAGUGUUUGCACGGGAGCUCUUCCAUCAUGCCCAGCGCAUGGGGCCAAACCUGCUCCACAGCUGUCCCCAGCCCUGCGCCCCUGGCACCUCCAGCCACAUCAUCCAUGUCCUCCAGCAGCUCUGCCAGCCCUGAGCCUGGCGGGAGGGAGGAGAGCCCAGAAGCCCCGGAGCAGGAUGCUCUGCCACACCAUGGCCCCACUCUGGAUGUGGGUCCAGAGCCGGUGUGGACAGGGUGCUCAGUGGGGACAGACACAGCGUGUGCUGGGAGGUGACACUGCUGCCCUGGCACCUGUUCCUGUAUUUAUUCCCCAAAGUCAGCUGGGUGGGAUUUGCUGUGUGCUGGUUUGGUGAGCUGGGCACAGCCAGCACAGUUCUGGUGCCGCUGGGACUCACCACUCACCAACCCUAGAAAUAAAGGUCUUUGGUACCACUGGC